Molecule: messenger RNA, 798 nt
Organism: Monomorium pharaonis (pharaoh ant)
Lineage: Eukaryota; Metazoa; Arthropoda; Insecta; Hymenoptera; Formicidae
Exons: 1
Coding region: 1-798 (265 amino acids)
Source: RefSeq, a predicted model, not a curated record
AUGUCAUUGCUGCAACAACGAAAUAACAUAGUUGUUAUGGUGACUGGAAACCAACAGCCGCUCGACAACGGAGCCCACGAGCUUUCCACAGCAGGGAAAUUGACUCCAUUGAACGAUCUAAUGAUCGGAAGAACACGCGAAUUUCCUUCUUCACUCCAUAACUAUUACAUAAUUGUAUUACAUGUAAAAGAAAGGCAGGGCUAUAAAAUUGACGAAUACAUUAUAAAGGAAUGUUUCGCAUCACUAAUUGAUGUAAUUAAUGAAUUAAAUCUACACUCUUUAAGCUUACGCAGAACGGAAAGAUUAAACACCUUCAAAUGGAACGAUAUUCGAUACUUCUUCUUACGAUACUUCUUACGGAUCAGUCUACAAGAACGUAAGAUAACAAUCACAAUAUGUAAUGGAACUAUAACCCCUCCAAUAGAAGAUCGCCACGAAAUAAUUACAGAGAACCACGAGUCAGCCACCAGCGGACACAAGGGUGUAACUAAAACGUAUCGUCAAAUCAGCAAACGUUACACGUGGAGUAAUCUCAAGCAGCAGAUACAGAACAUCAUCAGACAAUGUCGUAUCUGCCAAUUACGAAAGCUAGUGAAAAGAACGACACGACAACCUAUGACGCUUACGGAUACUCCAGGCCGCGCUUUCGACAAGGUCGUACUCGAUAUUGUUGGCCCUUUGAGGACCACACCCCGCAAAAACUCAUACCUUCUCACAAUGCAGGAUUUUCUAAUGAAGUACUUUCUUGGAAGUUAUACGCUCCAAUUAGCAAUUGCAGAGCAGAAACCACUGCGAUAG